Molecule: messenger RNA, 264 nt
Organism: Suillus discolor
Lineage: Eukaryota; Fungi; Basidiomycota; Agaricomycetes; Boletales; Suillaceae
Exons: 1
Source: RefSeq, a predicted model, not a curated record
UUGCAGUGUAGGCUGUAUUCUUCACCAUGGGGUAAACCUUGCCAGGUCACUAUGUUGACACAAUGCUCUGAUCACUUGCACAGUGGAAAGCGCUUCCCUGUUCCUGAGAGCCUCCUGGAUUGUGCAACUGUCCAGCCUUACAUGCACAACUAUCUUGUCACCUUGCAUGAAGGAAGACACAUAUAUCAGUUUUGCGUUUUCUUCAAGCAACACUGCCAUCUGAGAACCAAUCCACUUCUCAGCAGCAUUGACCACAUAUUUUGA